AUGUCAUUAAUACUACCAAGAUUAUAUUUAGGAGAUAUCGAAAUAGCAGAGAGCCUAGAUACACUUAAAGACAUGAAAGUUACUCAUAUUCUUUGCACCACUUGCACAAUUGAUGACAAAUAUCCAGAUGUAUUUUAUCCUCAAAUUCUUUAAUUAUUUUUCAUGUAGGAUUUUAAGUAUAUGGUACUAAAGCUAUAAGACAGGUUCCAUGAAAAUCUUCUACUGCAUUUUGAUUCUGCUCUUGAUUUUAUUAAAGAAGCAUUAUAAAAUAAUGGAACUAUUCUAAGUUUAUCAGCUUAUUUGAUCAGAGAACAUGGCCAUGAUUUCUAAUCUGCUUAUGAUUUCGUUCUAUCUAAGAGACCUUGUGUUUAACCAAAUCCAGGUUUUAUGAACCAACUAAAAUAUUACGAAAAAGAUUUGAAGGAAUUGAGAGAAAAAUCUCUAUCUCAAUAAGAGGAGGUUAAAUAGCAAGUUCCGGACUCGAUUCUUGAUCUUCUAAGCAAACCUCAAGCACCAUUGCAAAUUCCUACUGACUAGUUGCCUCAACAUAUAAAGACUACACAAAUUUAAGAGGAAUUAAAGUAAGAGAGUGAACCUGAGUCCAAAUAGUAUUCUUGCAAAAAAUGCAGAAAAGUACUGUUCACUUAGGAUAAUGUUGAGGAACAUAUAUCGAAAGUUAAAAAUCACAACGUAAGAAGAGGUGAACGCAUAGCUGCAGUAGAUGAGUGCUCUUCAAUCUUCAUCUAGCAAUUGGAGUGGAUAGCACUUGAUGAGGAAUCUUAGACUGGGAAAAUUUCUUGUCCAAAGUGCAAUGACAAGUUAGGAUCCUAUUCAGUCUAUGGAAGUUAAUGUUCUUGCGGCAAAUGGAAUGCACCAGCAUAUUAGAUUCACAAAUCUAAAGUUGAUGAAUUGACUAAGUUUACAUUUUGA
Molecule: messenger RNA, 930 nt
Organism: Stylonychia lemnae
Lineage: Eukaryota; Ciliophora; Spirotrichea; Sporadotrichida; Oxytrichidae
Source: the annotation of a GenBank genome assembly